AUGGCUUAAAGUCAGGAUUGUGGACCUCAUAAUUUAGAUCGAGAAUUAAUGAUGAAUAUGAAAGGAUGUAAUGAUUAUAACUUUUAUAAAGUGGUGGAGGAUAAUAUGAUUUGCAUGGAAGGAAAGAAGGUACAUGGGUAGAGUUAGAUGAUUGCUUAAGUAGGUAGCUUAUUUUAAGUUUUAAUCAAAGAACUGUUUAAGUUAUUUGUAAAGGUGAAUAUAAAAAUAAUAAAAAAUAUGGUAAAUGGAGUACUAAAUUCGAAGGAGAAAUUAUGUAUCUAAUAAUAUGCUGAUAAAAUAAUUAGAGGAGGUGGUUUUUAUAAUUUAGAAGGAAUGAAGGAAGGAAAUUGGGUUGAUUUGAGAGAUAGGUUUUCGAGAUAUAAUAACACCAUUUAUCAAGGUGAAUACAAACAAGGUAGAAGAAGUGGUAAAUGGACGAUUGUGUAAAUAGAAGAAACCAAAUAUGAUGGUGAAACCUUUUAAAAUAGGAUUUAAAUGUAAGAAACCAAAAUAAAAAUUAGUGGAGGUGGUUAUUUUGAUAAUCAUGGAUUAAAGUAAAUGGGAAGAAUUGAGUAGCGAUUAUUAUUUCGACAAGCAAGUUAUAUUCACUGGUCAAUAUUAAAAAGGUACAAAAAGAGGUAUUUGGAAUACUCUGUGGAAGGAGAGUUCUUUGUACCUUUCAAAUUGGUGUAAUGA
Messenger RNA from Paramecium tetraurelia, 696 nucleotides. RefSeq lists its product as uncharacterized. The transcript is spliced from 3 exons. NCBI's taxonomy places the organism in Eukaryota, Ciliophora, Oligohymenophorea, Peniculida, Parameciidae. The record is from RefSeq and is a predicted model, not a curated record.